Messenger RNA from Amaranthus tricolor (Joseph's coat), 1770 nucleotides. RefSeq names its product novel plant SNARE 11-like. NCBI's taxonomy places the organism in Eukaryota, Viridiplantae, Streptophyta, Magnoliopsida, Caryophyllales, Amaranthaceae. Bases 512 to 1303 code for a protein of 263 amino acids. The record is from RefSeq and is a predicted model, not a curated record. Gene Ontology annotation, molecular function: SNARE binding; SNAP receptor activity. The transcript has 11 exons. Gene Ontology annotation, cellular component: Golgi apparatus; SNARE complex; ER to Golgi transport vesicle membrane. Gene Ontology annotation, biological process: vesicle fusion; retrograde vesicle-mediated transport, Golgi to endoplasmic reticulum.
AAAAACAAAAAAAAUAGAAGUAUAAAUCGUAAAUCAAUGGAAACCAAACAGACAGGAGUAGAAGAGAGAGAAACACCAUCUCCAUUUUCAAAUUCUCUGUCGUUUUCGCUAGAAAGUUCGAUCUUCACAACCCCAGAUUUUGAUCACUCAAAUGCGACAUUUGUUAGAUCUUAAAUCUCUAUCCAAUUCAUCAAAGGAAGGGAAAAUUAUUCAAUUUCCUCUCCUGAACGAAAUUUCAUUUUGUAAAAGUAUUUUUUUCCUAUUUCUUGAGCUGAAAUACUCGUCUUUGUGGGAUCAUUUGUGGAUCGUUCCUGAUGCGACAGCGUAAAAUGUGCUAGUUUUGACAAGCAACAAAGCAAGUGAUAACAAGAGAAGAACGCGUUGACAUUUUGCUGAAUUUGACAAUGUCAUCGUUAUCCGCGAUCAGCGAAGAGCUCGGAGAAAUUGAAGGACAAAUUAGUGACAUAUUUCGAGCAUUAUCGAGGAACAAUGUAGUAAAGUGUGGCUUAAAAUGGGACGGCAACUGAAGGAGGCAGCAACGAAACAAAAGCAGCAGAAGGGUGCCUGUAGCUUCGCUCGACCUGCUGUUGGAAUAAAUGGGUUUCAGAAGUUGGAAAAGAUCAAGGAUUCAAGUAGACAAAGCAGGCAACUGGAAGAGCUAACUGAUAAGAUGCGAGAGUGUAAGAGGCUCAUUAAAGAAUUUGAUCGAGAGGUGAAGAAAUUGGAAGGACGAAAUGAUCCAAACACAAAUAAGACAAUGAAUGAGAAAAAGCAGUCAUUGAUCAAAGAGUUGAAUUCAUACGUUGCUUUGAAAAAGCAAUAUGCAACCAAUCUGGAAAACAAACGUAUUGAUCUGUUCGAAGGGCCUGGUGAAGGGGUUGGUGAAGAUAAUGUUUUGUUAGCAUCCGCUAUGACAAAUGAUCAGCUGAUUGACCAAGGAAACAGAAUGAUGGAUGAAACCGAUCAAGCCAUUGAUAGGGGAAAGAAGAUUAUUCAUGAGACAAUUGGCAUUGGACAAGAAACUGCCGAAGCUCUUAAAGCCCAGACCGAACAAAUGAGUAGAAUUGUUAACGAAUUGGACUCGAUAAAUUUCUCUAUCAAAAAGGCUUCAAAGCUAGUCAAGGAAAUUGGUCGACAGGUUGCUACUGAUAAAUGUAUCAUGGCCCUGCUGUUCAUGAUAGUACUUGGAGUCAUAGCAAUCAUUAUUGUGAAGAUUGUGAACCCGCACAACAAAGACAUCCGAGACAUUCCUGGAUUAGCACCACCUGCUCAAUCACGAAGAUUGCUUUGGUUCCAUAACUAAAGAAGAUGCUUCACUGCGCAGGUUCCUUAUUUUCAAUCUCUUGAUAUUAAUGUGAACUUUUGAAUGACUAGAUUUGACGCAUAUAGGUUUUUGGUACUGAAGUCCUUUGUUCAAGAUUAUAUUCAAACUGGCAGAAGUCUGGCAUUCUGUAUGAUAUUCGAAUCAGUCUUCUUACCACAUGCCAAGAAUAUAUAUUCUGUCCUUCACACGAAUACAAAUUCAGCAACAGCAUUGUUCCUUUGGUAGGAUUCAGCUGAGAAAUACAGUAAAUUUUAUGUGUCACGGCUAAUUAUAUUCGUUCAUAUGUCCUUAAAAUACGCGUAUUCACAUGAAUACAAGUUUUGUAAAAUCAAUACUACUUCCGGGCAAUAAUUCCAGCCUGCAUGUUGUACCUUUGUUGAAUCUUAUGUACCUGUGAGAAACUGGCAAUUAUAUUCAAUGGAGAUAAUUUGUCUUUUGCUUUGUAC